Molecule: messenger RNA, 1440 nt
Organism: Dovyalis caffra
Lineage: Eukaryota; Viridiplantae; Streptophyta; Magnoliopsida; Malpighiales; Salicaceae
Source: the annotation of a GenBank genome assembly
AUGGUUGAUUUGGAUUGGAAAGCAAAGAUGGUAUCCUCCGAUCUCCCAAACAAAUCCCCGAAACUCUCCAACAAGCUCCACAUCUCAAUCCCAAACAUACCGUUUCGUGGCGUCUCAAAUAUCUCUCCGAUUCCCGCUCCCGACCCAGCUUGUUCUGCUUACGAGCACUACCUCCGCCUCCCAGAGCUACGGAAGCUAUGGAACAGCAAAGAAUUUUCGAAUUGGAAAACAGAGUCUAUAUUAAAGCCAGCAUUACAAGCUCUAGAAAUCACUUUCCGGUUCGUUUCAACGGUUUUAUCAGAUGCAAGACCGUACGCGAACCGGAGAGAAUGGACACGGAGGAUCGAGUCACUCGCCACCUCUCAGAUUGAGUUGAUCGCGAUCAUCAUCGAAGAUGAGGCAGAAGAUAGCACAUCUCGAGGCACAUCUCCGAUCGUGGAUUUGAGCUCAUCGAACGGUGUUCUGGUCAGAGAUGGAAGUUAUGCAGAGAUAUGGAAAGUUCCCGGUGAGACUACAGUGGUCAAUAAAACCAGCGAGGCAAGUCUGUUGCCUAGGCUCGCGACAUGGCAUACAUCUGAAGACGUAGCACAGAAAAUCCUGUACUCCAUCGAGUGCGAGAUGAGACGGUGCCCAUACACACUAGGUCUCGGGGAGCCGAACCUGAACGGCAAGCCAAACCUAGAAUAUGACGCCGUUUGCAGACCGAACGAAAUCCACUCCCUCAAAAAGAGUCCUUACGAUCACAUAAAGAACCAGGAAAACCAGUCAGUGUAUACCACGCAUCAAAUCUUAGAGUCUUGGAUCCACGUGGCAAAACAAAUAAUCCAGCGCGUACUAGAAAGAAUUGAAAGCGAAGAAUUUGCAAAAGCAUCAAACGAUUGUUAUUUAAUCGAGAAAAUCUGGAAACUUAUGGCAGAAAUCGAAGACUUGCAUCUACUAAUGGAUCCAGAUGAUUUUUUGAGACUGAAAAAUCAGUUACAAAUGCGAUCAUUAGACGAAACGUCUCCGUUUUGUUUCAGAUCGAGAGAAUUAGUGGAGAUUACGAAAUCGUGCAAGGAAUUGAAGCACAAGGUACCGGAGAUUUUAGGUGUUGAAGCGGACCCAAAAGGUGGGCCCAGGUUACAAGAAGCAGCCAUGAGGUUGUACAGUGAAAAAAAGGCGUUUGAGAAAGUUAACUUGCUUCAGGCUUUGCAGGCAAUUGAGGGUUCGUUGAAGAGGUUCUUUUAUGCGUAUAAACAGGUGUUGAUUGUGGUUAUGGGGAGUUUGGAGGCCAAAGGGAAUGGGGUUUUGGUGAGUUCGGAGAGCUGUGACUCGUUGACUCAGUUGUUCCUUGAACCUACUUAUUUUCCGAGUUUGGAUGCUGCUAAGACUUUUGUAGGAGAGUCUUGGAGUCAUGAACAACCGAAUGGGGUAGAUAGACGAAGUCGGAGGAAGCUGUGA